Messenger RNA from Emiliania huxleyi CCMP1516, 900 nucleotides. RefSeq lists its product as hypothetical. Gene Ontology annotation, molecular function: heme binding; iron ion binding; oxidoreductase activity, acting on paired donors, with incorporation or reduction of molecular oxygen. Bases 1 to 900 code for a protein of 299 amino acids. NCBI's taxonomy places the organism in Eukaryota, Haptophyta, Isochrysidales, Noelaerhabdaceae. The transcript has 2 exons. The record is from RefSeq and is a predicted model, not a curated record.
AUGGGGCUGCUGCUGUUGCUAGCUGCAUUCUUCGCAGUCGCAGCGGCAUCGCUCGCCGUCCUCCUCACCUAUCGGGCAUUGGUGAUCUCGCACAUCCCGAAGCAGUGGGGCAAUCCGAUCAUUACGCUCCUGUUCGGCAGCUUUGGCGACGGAACAAUCCCAGACAUCUUUACCCGCCACCGUUACCUCGUCGAGCUGCAGCGCAAGUUCGGCGCCAUCUGCUGCCUGCUGCAGCCCCUCUGCAAGCCCGUCAUCUUCAUACACCCGGAGAGGGGCGAGCCGCUGCCCUCGUGGUGGUCGACGGCCAAGACCUUUCGCGGGCCGUUUGGAGACCGCUCCUUCGGCGUGCCUCACUCCCUGCUCGGCCUUCCGGCGGGGCGAGAGUGGGCGUCCCACCGCAAGAUUGUGGCGCUCCUCUUCUCGCGCCGCUCGCUCGAAGGCUGCAUGGGCGCGAUCCACGCGUCGACCGAGGAGCUCGCGAAGCUCUGCGAGGCGGGAGGCGUGCUAGACCUCUACCCGCUCCUGCACGCGUGGUCGCUCGACGUCAUCGGCCGCUGCGCCUUUGGUCACGAGUUCGGCGCGCUCGCCGCGACCGCCGGCGGCGAGGCGUGCGCGUUCACUGCGGCCGCCGCGCUUCUCAACGACGGGAUGGUCAAGCACCAGGCGCCGCGGUACUGGCGGCGCGUCGAGGCGGCGCGGCGGCUCUACGCGGGCACCGCCGAGGCGAUCGUGGGUCGCAUCCGGUGCGGCGGAGAGGCUUCGGGGCCGGUCGUCUCGAGCUUCUGCGCGACCCUCUCCCGCGCCGCGUGGAGUGUGGAGGAGGUCGUGGACGAGGUGGUCGGGCUGCUGCUCGCAGGAGGGGGCCCGGCCAGCCCAGUCACCCAACCCACUCGCCACUAG